This is a messenger RNA of Doryrhamphus excisus (bluestripe pipefish), 8881 nucleotides long. The record is from RefSeq and is a predicted model, not a curated record. NCBI's taxonomy places the organism in Eukaryota, Metazoa, Chordata, Actinopteri, Syngnathiformes, Syngnathidae.
ACGAGGCGAGUGGCAGCGAGAAAGAAAAGUUGAACAGACUCCACCCAGAAACAAGUCAGCGAACCGAGAGACAGCCGACACCAUAAAAAUGAGUGGUUCCCACCCCCGACUCCACCAGAGCGCCGCGCCCGCUCCCAACGCUCUCUCCACGGAUAAGGACGUAGAGAUGCCCGCCACGGAGAAAGACCUGGCCGAGGACGCCCCGUGGAAGAAGAUCCAGCAAAACACAUUCACUCGCUGGUGUAACGAGCACCUGAAAUGCGUCAACAAGCGUAUUGGCAACUUGCAGACGGACCUCAGCGAUGGGCUGCGACUCAUCGGACUUCUGGAGGUCCUGUCCCAGAAGAAGAUGUUUCGAAAGUACAACCAGAGGCCCACCUUCCGUCAGAUGCAGCUGGAGAACGUGUCCGUGGCCUUGGAGUUCCUGGACAAGGAGAACAUCAAGUUGGUGUCCAUAGACUCCAAAGCCAUCGUUGAUGGGAAUCUGAAGCUCAUCCUCGGUCUGAUCUGGACCUUGAUCCUGCACUACUCCAUCUCCAUGCCCAUGUGGGAUGAGGAGGAAGAGGCAGAUGACGGCAAGCAAAAGACCCCCAAGCAGAGGUUGUUGGGAUGGAUUCAGAACAAACUACCCGAGCUUCCCAUCACCAAUUUCAACCGGGACUGGCAAACUGGUCGGGCUUUGGGAGCUCUGGUUGACAGCUGUGCUCCAGGUCUGUGUCCUGACUGGGACCAGUGGGAUCAGACCAAACCAGUGGACAAUGCUCGUGAGGCCAUGCAGCAAGCUGAUGAUUGGCUGGGUAUACCACAGGUUAUAACCCCUGAGGAAAUUGUGGACCCCAAUGUGGACGAGCAUUCAGUCAUGACCUACCUGUCCCAGUUCCCGAAGGCUAAACUGAAGCCUGGUGCACCACUACGACCCAAACUCAACCCCAAAAAGGCUCGCGCUUAUGGGCCAGGAAUCGAACCAGUUGGCAAUGUUGUGAUGAAAAAAGCUGUAUUCACCGUGGAGACAAUCAGUGCAGGAAUGGGAGAAGUGUUAGUUUACGUCGAGGACCCUGCAGGACACAGAGAGGAGGCCAAAGUGACAGCCAACAAUGACAAGAAUCGCACAUACUCAGUCUUCUAUGUCCCUAAAGUCACUGGCACACACAAGGUGACCGUGUUGUUUGCAGGACAGCACAUCUCCAAGAGCCCCUUCGAGGUGGAGAUCGGCAUGGCUCAGGGAGACUCCAGCAAAGCCACAGCCCAAGGACCCGGCUUGGAGCCCACGGGGAACAUUGCCAACAAGUCCACUUACUUUGACACCUACACGGCAGGUGCUGGUGUGGGUGAGGUGGAGGUUGUGAUCAUGGACCCUGCAGGGAAAAAGAACACGGUAACUUGCAACAUUGAGGACAAGGGCAACAGUAGCUACCGCUGCACCUACAAACCGACGCAGGAGGGCCAACACACCAUCUACGUCACCUUUGCUGGUGGUCAGAUCAGUAAAAGUCCCUUCACAGUCAACAUUGGGGAAGCAUGCAACCCCAGCCUCUGCAAAGCUAAGGGCCGUGGUCUGCAGCCAAAGGGCUUGAGGAUAAAGGAGACUGCAGACUUUAAAGUUUAUACCAAAGGCGCCGGCACUGGAGAACUCAAAGUCACCAUUAAGGGUCCCAAGGGGCUUGAGGAGCCAUGUAAAAGGAAAGAUUUGGGAGAUGGCAUUUAUGGAUUUGAGUAUUACCCCACCACUCCUGGAACAUAUUCUAUCACCAUCACCUGGGGUGGACAGCACAUCCCCCGCAGUCCCAUUGAAGUCAAGAUCGGCCCUGAGGCUGGCCAGCAGAAGGUGAGAGCUUGGGGUCCAGGCCUAGAGGGCGGUGUGAUUGGCAAGUCUGCUGACUUUGUAGUGGAAGCUGUCGGAGGCAACGUUGGCACACUGGGUUUUUCUGUGGAAGGUCCAUCACAAGCCAAGAUUGAAUGUGACGACAAGGGCGAUGGUUCUUGUGAUGUGCGCUACUGGCCCACAGAGCCCGGCGAGUAUGCGGUACAUGUGCUUUGCAACAACGAGGACAUUCAGCACUCCCCGUUCAUGGCUGAAAUCGUCAACCCACCUGGAAAAGACUUCUAUCCUGACAAGGUUAAAGCGUAUGGUCCAGGUCUUCAGAGCAGUGGUUUGGCUGUUGGUAAGCCGACUGAGUUCACAGUGGAUGCCAAGCAGGGUGGAAAAGCUCCUUUGAAGAUUGUGGCACAGGAUGGGGAAGGCACUCCUCUGGAUGUGCAUGUUAAAGAUAAUGGCAACGGCACUUACACUUGUACUUACACACCACGGAAACCUUUGAAACACACCGUCAUGGUCUCCUGGGGCGGCGUGAACAUCCCUGACAGCCCUUUUAGGAUGAACGUUGGGGCAGGCUGUCAUCCAAACAAGGUCAAGGUAUCAGGACCUGGGGUGGCUAAGACCGGUCUCAAGGCCUUUGAACCAACAUAUUUCACUGUUGACUGUGCCGAGGCUGGACAAGGUGACAUAAGCAUAGGAAUUAAGUGCGCCCCUGGCGUGGUGGGACCUGCAGAGGCCGACAUCGACUUUGACAUUAUUCGGAAUGAUAAUGAUACAUUCACUGUCAAAUAUACUCCUCCUGGAGCCGGGAGCUACACCAUCAUGGUUCUCUUUGCUGAUCAAGCUAUUCCAAUGACGCCAAUCAGGGUAAAGGUGGAUCCUGCUCAUGAUGCCAGUAAAGUCAAGGCAGAAGGACCAGGACUCAGCCGCAGUGGUGUUGAAUUACACAAGCCCACCCAUUUCACCGUGAACACUAAAGGAGCAGGAAAAGCAAACCUGGACUGCAACUUCAGCGGCCCCAUCAAAGCAGAGGCUGUGAAAGAUUUUGAAAUUAUCAACAACCAUGACAACACACACACUGUGAAAUACACUCCUGUGCAGCAGGGUCCUCUGGGGCUUGCUGUGACCUAUGGUGGUGAUCAUAUACCCAAGAGCCCCUUCAAUGUUGCUGUGGCACCUUCACUGGACCUCAGCAAGAUCAACGUCACCGGCCUGGGGGAUAAGAUGACUGUCGGCAAAGACCAAGAGGUGAAUGUAAAAUCAAAGGGCGCUGGAGGUCAGGGAAAAGUGGCGGCCAAGGUGACCGCACCCUCAGGAAAACCAGUGGCCAGCAAGGUGGAGCCCGGGCUAAGCCCAGAAACCAGUCAAGUGAAGUUUAUCCCACGAGAGGCAGGGCCAUACCAGGUUGAACUGACUUAUGAUGGCGUCCAGAUCCCUGGAUCACCUUUCACCCCCAUAGCUUACCCUUCCACCGACCCAUCCAAGGUACGCUGCUCUGGCCCAGGCUUGGAGCGUGCCAAGGUUGGGGAGACCGGGGAAUUCAUCGUGGACUGUACCAAUGCUGGCCCAGCUGAACUCACCAUAGAGAUUAUUUCUGACAGUGGAACAGAGGCUGAAGUUCAUAUUCAGGAUAACGGCGAUGGCACUUACACCAUCACUUACAUUCCACUCUAUCCCGGAUCCUACACUCUGACCAUCCGCUACGGUGGCCAGGAUGUGCCCAACUUCCCAGCUCGACUCACUGUGGAACCAGCCAUCGAUGCCAGUGGAGUCCGUGUGUUUGGACCAGGAGUGGAAGGCAAAGGUAUUUUCCGUGAAGCAACCACAGACUUCACGGUGGAUGCUCGAGCUCUCACUCUGUCCGGAGGUGAUCACAUCAAAACUGUCAUCAGCAACCCAUCUGGCAGCCACACUGACAGCCUGAUCACUGACCUUGGGGAUGGAACCUACAAUGUAGAGUACACUCCCUAUGAGGAGGGCCUGCACAGUGUGGAGGUCUGCUAUGACGGCACUCCAGUGCCCAAGAGUCCAUUCCGUGUUGCCGUCACCGAAGGUUGUGAUCCCGCCCGAGUGCGCGUUCAUGGUCCUGGCCUGAAGAGCGGCACUACCAACAAACCCAAUAAGUUCACAGUGGAGACACGUGGAGCAGGUACUGGUGGUCUUGGGUUGGCGAUGGAAGGUCCUUCAGAGGCCAAAAUGUCCUGCACGGAUAACAAAGACGGUAGCUGCAGUGUUGAGUACGUCCCCUAUGAGCCAGGGACGUACAACCUCAACAUAACUUAUGGAGGACAGCCCAUCAAUGGAAGUCCUUUCUCUGUGCCAGUCAACGACACCGUGGACAGUUCCAAGGUGAAAUGCCAAGGUCCAGGGCUGGGUAAUAAUGUCAGGGCCAAUAUUCCUCAGGCCUUCACAGUGGAUGCGUCCAAAGCUGGAGUGGCUCCACUGCAGGUUCGCGUGCAGGGACCCAAAGGUGUGUUCUCAAGUGUACAUGAAUUAAUACUUUGCUUGAAUUAUAAUGUUUUGUGGUUAUGCUUGUUAGGUGUGGUGGAACCUGCAGAAAUUUUGGAUAACGGUGACCAAACUCAUACAGUCAACUAUAUUCCUACUAGAGAGGGUCCAUAUUCCAUUAAUGUCUUAUAUGCGGAUGAAGAGAUCCCACGCAGCCCAUAUAAGGUCAAGGUGCUUCCCACCCACGAUGCCAGUAAAGUGCGUGCUAGUGGACCUGGUCUUAACACCACGGGUGUUCCUGCCUCUCUGCCUGUGGAGUUCACCAUCGAUGCCAAAGACGCAGGAGAGGGACUACUAGCUGUCCAGAUCACCGACCCAGAAGGAAAGCUAAAGAAGGCCAACAUCCGUGACAACCACGACGGAACCUACCUAGUGUCCUAUGUUCCGGACAUGACUGGCCGAUACACUAUCUUGAUUAAGUAUGGGGGAGACGAGAUCCCAUAUUCACCGUAUCGCAUCCGGGCCCUACCCACCGGAGAUGCCAGCAAAUGCACUGUCACAGGUGCAGGUGUUGGCCCAACCAUCCAGAUCGGCGAACAGACGGUCAUUACAGUGGAUGCAAAAGCUGCUGGGAAAGGCAAGGUCACCUGCAGCGUUUGCACGCCAGAGGGAGCAGAACUGGACGUAGACGUUGUAGAAAAUGAGGACGGAACAUUCGACAUUUUUUACACCGCACCACAGCCUGGCGAGUAUGUCAUCUGCGUCCGUUUUGGAGGCGAGCACAUCCCCAACAGUCCCUUCCAAGUCACGGCACUGGAGGGAGCUCCAUCAGACCAACUCAUGCAGCAGAGCCAAAUGCCCCAGUACUACGCUCAACAGCCCUGGGCAACAGACAGGCCAUUGGGAAUGAAUGGUCUAGAUGUGACAGGGCUCAGGCCGUUUGACCUAGUCAUCCCGUUCACCAUUCAGAAGGGAGAGAUCACAGGUGAGGUCAGAAUGCCAUCGGGCAAAGUUGCCAAACCUGACAUCACAGACAACAAAGACGGCACAGUUACUGUCAAGUACGCUCCAAUUGAGGCGGGGCUACAUGAGAUGGACAUUAAAUAUGAUGGCAUUCACAUCCCUGGGAGUCCCUUACAGUUUUAUGUGGACUACAUGAACAGUGGGAAUGUCAGCGCCUAUGGUCCUGGCCUCAUUCAUGGCACUGUCAACAAGCCUGCUGUCUUCACUGUCAACACCAAAGAUGCUGGAGAGGGUGGGCUCUCUCUGGCUAUUGAGGGGCCAUCCAAGGCGGACAUCAGCUGUGUGGACAACCAGGAUGGGACAUGCACUGUGUCCUACCUGCCUGUCCUGCCUGGAGACUACAGCAUCCUCGUCAAAUAUAAUGACAAGCAUAUUCCUGGCAGCCCCUUCUCUGCAAGGAUUACUGGCGACGACUCCAUGAGAAUGUCCCAUCUGAAGGUUGGAUCGGCUGCUGACAUUCCUUUGGACAUUGGAGAGUUUGACCUGAGCCAGCUGACGGCCUCACUCACCACGCCUUGUGGUCGUGAAGAACCUUGCCUCCUCAAGAUGCUGCGGAAUGGCCACGUCGGCAUCUCAUUUGUUCCUAAGGAGAUUGGAGAGCAUUUGGUGAACAUCAAGAAGAACGGGCGCCACAUUCCCAGCAGCCCCAUCGCUGUCAUGAUUACGCAAUCAGAGAUCGGAGACGCCAGUCGCGUUCAUGUUAGCGGGCAGGGGCUGAGUGAGGCAAGGACCUUUGAGCCUGCAGAGUUCAUCAUUGACACUCGGGAUGCAGGCUACGGUGGCUUAAGCUUAUCCAUUGAGGGACCCAGUAAAGUUGACAUCAACACAGAGGACCAGGAAGACGGCACCUGUAAAGUCACAUACUGCCCCACUGAACCUGGAAAUUACAUCAUCAACAUCAAAUUUGCUGACCAACACAUUCCAGGGAGCGCAUUCACAGUGAAGGUUACAGGUGAGGGCAGGAUGAAGGAGAGCAUUACCAGGAAGAAGAGAGCAGCAUCAGUGGCCAAUGUUGGCAGCCAGUGUGACCUCAGUCUUAAGAUCCCAGAGAUCAGCAUCGCUGAUAUGACCGCACAGGUGACCAGCCCCUCUGGUCAGGUUCACCAGGCCGACAUAAUGGAAGGAGAGAACAACACCUAUUGCAUCCGUUUCAUCCCCACCGAGACGGGUGUCCACACCGUAUGUGUAAAAUACAACGGUAUGCACGUACCCGGCAGCCCGUUUCAGUUUACUGUUGGACCCCUUGGAGAGGGCGGGGCACAUAAGGUCCGUGCUGGAGGGCCUGGACUGGAGAGAGCAGAGGCUGGCGUGCCAGCUGAAUUCAGCAUCUGGACAAGGGAGGCUGGCGCUGGAGGGCUCAGUAUUGCCGUAGAGGGUCCGAGCAAGGCUGAAAUUGCGUUUGAGGACCGUAAGGAUGGAUCCAGUGGAGUGUCUUAUAUAGUGCAAGAACCAGGAGACUAUGAGGUGUCGAUCCGUUUCAAUGACGAGCACAUCCCCGACAGCCCCUUCAUCGUUCCAGUGGCCUCACCUUCAGAUGACGCCCGACGCCUCACUGUUGCCAGUCUUCAGGAAUCAGGCUUGAAGGUGAACCAGCCGGCAUCAUUUGCAGUCAGCCUGAAUGGAGCAAAGGGUGUGAUCGAUGCAAAGGUUCACAGCCCCUCGGGGGCUCUGGAGGAGUGUUGCGUUACUGAAAUUGACCAAGAUAAAUACGCAGUGCGCUUCAUCCCAAGAGAAAAUGGUCUCUAUCUAAUUGAUGUCAAGUUCAAUGGAAGUCACAUCCCUGGUAGUCCAUUUAAGAUCCGUGUUGGAGAAACGGGGCAGGCUGGAGACCCUGGCAUGGUGUCGGCCUAUGGACCAGGGUUAGAAGGAGGCAACACCGGAACAGCUUGUGAAUUUGUGGUCAACACAAGCAAUGCAGGCCCAGGGGCUUUGGCUGUGACCAUCGACGGUCCCUCCAAGGUGAAGAUGGACUGUGUUGAGUGCUCUGAGGGCUACAAGGUUACAUACACCCCUAUGGCACCUGGCAGUUAUCUCAUAUCUAUUAAAUACGGUGGACCCUACCACAUUGUGGGAAGCCCCUUCAAGGCAAAGAUCACUGGUUCCAAGCUCGUUUCCAGCCACAGUAUGCACGAAACCUCCUCUGUCAUGGUCGACCCUGUGACCCGUGCCAUCAGCUCCACACAGCAGGCUGCUCCUACCAAAUCAGAUGCCAGUAAGGUGGCGGCUAAAGGCCUGGGGCUCACCAAAGGCUUUGUUGGUCAGAAGAACAGCUUCACUGUUGACUGCAGCAAAGCAGGUCGUAACAUGUUGCUGGUCGGGGUUGAUGGCCCCAAAGUCCCCUGUGAGGAGAUCCUGGUGAAACAUUUGGGCAACCGCCUGUAUAACGUCAGCUACCAGCUCAAAGACAAGGGAGAGUACAUCCUGGUGGUGAAAUGGGGGAAUGAUCACAUUCCCGGCAGCCCCUUCCAUGUCAUUGUCUAAGAAAAAAAAAAAUCUGCUCCACAUUCAGCAACUUCUCUUACCACUGUUGUAAUUGUUUACAGCUCCAAGUCCCAUGCACGUUAUACAUUGCUGUUUUUUUUUUUUUUUUUUUUAAUGUUUGCACCAACUACAAAGCAAACGCUGACAUUUUUCAUUCUGAUAUUAGAUUAUCCAUAACCAUCUCCCAAAGCUGCAAAUAUUCCUCUGUUUUCAGCAGUGGAAUCCAUGUUCUCGUAUAUUUCAAAUAAGCAACAAGUCUCGGGAGGAGGAUAACGCACCUUUUGUAAUGAUUGUAAACCAGCCGUGAAUUUAGCCUUGUGAUUUUGCAUUUUUAAAGCAUGGGGGAUACAUGGGUUAAGUCCUAUCCAGUACGUUACGGACCCCCUCCAGGCCAAACCAUAUGGAAAUUGACCGUUUAUAUGUCAGGAAACAUGUAACACAUGUCACCUUUUGGCGUAUAAAAUGUAAAUUAGCUCAGCUAGAUAAUAAACGGGGUUAUUUGUAGCAGUGGUGAUUGGCAAAUGCCUCUUCCACUUAAUAUGUGUUGUCCAUGAUGCUUUUUGACUAACACGGUUGUUUUACCUGCUGAUAGUGUGACUUCGUAAAAUUGUUAUGCGCGUUAGACUAGAUAAUUAAUAUCGAAUAAAAAGCAGGGGCAGGAUUACGUGAACGGUUAACACGCUUGGCUGUAGUUAACUUUUGUCACAAGCUUGCGAACGACACACCAAUGCUUUUCUGUGUGUGUUUUGCUUUUUUUCUCCAUGUGUGAUGUUGGAUUCUCUAAAACACACCCAAACCCGACAUGGUCUUUGUGUUGGGACACGUGAGCAUUUCUUUUCAAAAGGGAAGUUUAUAAAACGAUGCUGGACAAAAGGGCUAAAGAUGUUGUGGUUUGACACAUCUUUCCAAGAGCGACCAAAAAUACAAAAAGAGAACAUGUUGCUUUUCUUCUCAGUGUUUGUAUUUCACCAUUUUUGAACUGCCUCCCAUUCCAUCCCUUUUUUUUCUCUCAGCAUCUACAAAAAAAUAUCUUGUCCUAAAUAAAAUGCUUUAAAUGUGUUUGUAAGACAGUAUUUUGAUACACAAUAAAUGUUGUCUAAUAUUUUUCUGUUA